Molecule: messenger RNA, 3665 nt
Organism: Tarenaya hassleriana
Lineage: Eukaryota; Viridiplantae; Streptophyta; Magnoliopsida; Brassicales; Cleomaceae
Product: pentatricopeptide repeat-containing protein At3g22470, mitochondrial-like
Exons: 4
Coding region: 130-2043 (637 amino acids)
Molecular function (GO): protein binding
Source: RefSeq, a predicted model, not a curated record
CUUCCUUCUUUUCUUCUUACACUUCGUUCUAGGGUUCGUAUCAGAACUCAGAAGCAAAGCAGAUUUGCCAUUUCAUGUAUUUUGUGGCACGCUAACAAAUUUCCUCUCUGUUCGUUCUGAACCUUCACGAUGUCGCCGAUGGUUCGGAGAGUGGCUGCCGUUGCAUUGUCUUCUGCAUCAUGCUUCAUUCGUACUCCUCUCUCUCACAAAGGUAUUUCCGAUGCAGUCUUACGUUGUUCCUCUGCUUUAUGUUGUCGGAGAAUGGCUUACUCUAGUGUCGGAGACAGCGAUAUGUCGUUCAGAGAGAGAUUGAGACGUGGGUUUGCUGAUAGUAAUGUCGACGAAGCUGUUGCUUUGUUCCAUCAGAUGGCUCGAUCUCGCCCCCUCCCUUCAAUUAUCGAUUUCAAUAUGUUAUUGAGUGCCAUCGCCAGGAUGAAACGGUAUGAUGUUGUGAUUUUGCUUUGCAAAUCAAUGGAAUUGCUUGGGAUUUCACAUGAUUUGUGCACCUUCAAUAUUCUGAUAAAUUCUUUCUGUCGCUCACGUCAAGCGGUCUUAGGAUUUUCAGUUUUGGGACAGAUCAUGAAGUUGGGUUACGAACCUAGUGCUGUCACAUUCAACACCCUGAUCAAUGGGUUCUGCAUCCUAGGUGAAGUUUCCGCAGCUUUAGGCUUGAUGGAACGAAUGGUGGAUGCGGGACUUCAACCUGAUGUCGUAACAUUUAAUACUGUCGUCAACGGACUUUGUCUCAAGGGUAGAAUUCAUGAGGCAGUAACUUUGACAGAGCGGAUGGUAGAAAAAGGCUCUCAACCCGAUACUGUUACUUAUAACACCAUUUUGAAUGGGAUUUGCAAGCUAGGGGAUUCUACUUUAGCUUUGGAUUUGGUCAAGACGAUGGAGAAAAGGUGCACGAUGGUCACUGUCGUAACAUAUAAUACGAUUAUCGAUUGUCUUUGCAAAUCUGGGAACAUCGACGAUGCGUUGGGCGUUUUCAGUAACAUGAAUAGUCAAGGAGUUGUAUCGAAUGUUAUUACUUAUAACACUUUGAUUAAUGGCCUCUGCAGUUCAGGCAGAUGGAACGACGCCUCACAAUUUUUGAAGGAUAUGAUCAGAAGGAAAAUCAUGCCCGAUGUUGUUACUUUCUCCGGUUUAAUCGAUAAAUUCAUUAAAGAGGGGAUGUGUCUAGAGGCUAAAGAACUGUUCGAGCUGAUGCUCCAAAGAGGUCUGGUUCCAGAUACGAUCACUUAUACUUCACUGAUUGAUGGGUUUUGCAUGCAGAAUCGCCUUGAUGAAGCAAGACAAAUGUUUGAUUCUAUGGUUACCAUGGGAUGUUUUCCAAAUGUAGUGACGUUUGGUGCUCUCAUAAAUGGAUACUGCAAGUCUGGUAAGCUUGAUGAGGGUCUCGAACUCUUUAGCGAGAUGUCUCGAAGAGGGGUGGCUGCUAAUAACAUAAUUUACAAUUCUCUCAUUCAAGGAUCUUGCCAGACAGGCAACCUUGAUGCCGCCCAGACGCUUUUCUUCGAGAUGCAAUGUCACGGUCCACUUCCUGAUCUAAUAACUUACACGAUUUUGCUUGAUGGACUAUGUAAAAAUGGAAAACUGGAUGAAGCAUUAGAAUUAUGCAGCAAGAUGGAAAAGGAUGGGAUGAGCCUUGAUAUAGUUGUAUAUAGUAUUUUCAUCCAUGGCAUGUGUAAGGCGGAAAAGGUUGACGAGGCAUUGCAAUUGUUUAAUUUGCUUUCGGAUAAAGGGGUGGAACCAAAUGUGAUAACAUAUAAUACGAUGAUUUCGGGACUCUGUCGGAGAGGUUUAUUUGGUGAAGCCGAGAAGUUAUUUAGUGAGAUGAAAGAGACUGGUUGUUUGCCGAAUGAUCGUACAUACAACACAUUAAUCCAGGGUUAUCUAAAUCACGGAUACACGUUAAAGGGUAUCAAACUUAUAAAAGAAAAGAAGAGAUGCGGGUUCUCUGGAGAUGCGUCAACGACAAAGAUUGUGGUAGAUAUGCUAUGUGACGGUAGGUUGGACAAAGAGUUUUUGGGUUCUCUUUGAUAAUGGACCUUGCUUCCUGUGAUGGCAGUCAUCUGAGUACGAGACAGCCCGGUAAGGUUAUGAGGAAAGAUGAGAUGGAGUGCCAACUUCAUCUUUGAUGCAGAAGUCAACUUAACAAAGUCUUCUUGCUGAGGAAGACAUCACAAUAAGGUUGGCAUGGAACCUACUCUGGUUGCAUCAAUCAUUCUACAGAUCAUUUUCUCAUGUUUGUCUCAUGAUGAAGCUGAAUUUAUAAGGGUUGAUCUGCUUAUCCUUCGGUUCACGCUCUUAUGGGGUCGAUGAUGCAUUGGUCCGAUCUGACACCAACUAAAACUCGUCUCUUGGUCCCGACAGCCGCCGUGGUUGCCGAAACUUGGCGGAUGAGUCUGUUAAACAGCAAACCCAACCCAUUAAAUGGAAAAAGGGAUGUUUCGGUUGGUCCGUUUUGUACUAUUGGUUCUUCGGAAAAGCUGGGCGAUGGAUGCAAACUAUAUCCUUCUAGCCACAUCUUUGGGAACACAAAAUUGGGGGAUUCUUGCGUCCUUAUGACGUAGGCCGGUUUUGCUCUUCUGACCAGUGGUAUAUGGUAUUUCCUCUCAAUUUUUUAACGUUGUUCUGGUGUGUGUGUGUAUAUGCCUUGAUUUUUGUCAGCCAGUGGUGCUGUUGUUGAUGAUGAUGAUCUUCCCGAGUUAUAGGGUAUAGCAACGUUAUUGGUCGCCAUGCUGUGGUUGGUCUUAAAUGCCAAGACAUGAAAUACAAGUGAUCAGAAAAUGAUAACUUGUCAUAUUCCGUGUUACGGGUACUCUGCUUAAGAGUUGAGACCAAUUCAAAAGCCUGUGUACUGACCUGGGGGCUGGACGUUUUGUUUUACUUUUCAGGCCGGGGGUAAUUGCUUUCUUCACAUUGGUAAUAACAAUGAGAUCAGAGAGUUCUGUUCGAUUCACAGAUCAUCAAAGUCCACCGAUGCUGGUUAUUGACCGAUAUGAGCAAAAUCUCUAGUCUUUAUGAAGUGUGUUCUUACAGUCUCUCUGUGGAACAGGUCAUUGGUGAGAACAAUCUAAUAAUGGGUUCUUGCCAUAUAUUGCUCAUGAUUGCAAGAUCGGUGACAACAACAUAUCUGCCAACAAUACUCUUCUUGCAGGCCAUGUGGUCGUAGAGGUAAAUAUUAACUAUACACACACAGCAGGAGCCACUGUGGUUCACCAGUUUUGCCACAUUGGUUCUUUCUCUUGCAUCAGUGGUGGUUCAGUGGUAUGUCCUUUCUCAGAGCUCUUCUUACAGGCCAUGUGGUCGUAGAGGACUAUACACACAGCAGGAGCCACUGUGGUUCACCAGUUUUGCCAUGUUGCUACUUGAAUGGCAUGAUUAUUUAGAGAUGUUGCAGGAACAAGGCAGAGAUCAGUACGGAGUUCCCGUGGUGCGGGAAAUGGUGCAGUCAAUCUGGGAUUCUUUCUGUGAAAACCGUCGUGGGAUCUACAAGUUGAGGCAGUGGUCGGGUUCUUGAGUAUCACUGCCUAGUCUUCUCUCCCUUGUUUGGUUGUAUAUAGACCUCUUCGAUGUGUGUUCAAUCACAAACAAUGGCUGAAGCUACCUUUAAUAGAAUUUUUGCUUUGGUACCAAAAAGUACAUAUUGGUUUGAAGAA